GGUUCUCUUUCUCUCUCUAACUUCCUCUGUUUCUCUCUCUCUCUAGAAUGGCUGAGCCGCAUUCCCCGGCCGCCACUCCUCCUUCUUCCUCAGCUAACCGCGAAGAAGCUGGCGGAGCUGGACCGUCGGAGGAAAUUGCAGCGAAUAACUCUCGAACUGGAUUCCAGUUACCGGACCUCAGUGAUGACUUUGGAAGAGCCAUAUGGGGCAUUGGUCAUGACUCCCCCAUUGUUAGGGAUGAUACCUGGUCCUGCUUCGUUGUCAUCUUCACCUUUUGGUUCUUCGUGUCGGUGACUAUGAUACUGGGGGUUUAUGGGUCGAUGACCAUCGUGCUUGGUCCAGAGUCUUCAAUUGUUUUGCAACCUAGUGCUCUUUUCGUGCAAUAUGUGAAGGUAGAAAACUUAGAGGCAAAGCCAGGACCCAUUCUUUAUGGUACAUAUCGAUAUCCACCUCUUGAUGUUGUUUCCAAUUGGGUACAAACUCGUAAUGUAUCUCUUCCCUCUGACUCACAUAAGGAAUGGAAAUAUUAUCUGAAUAGAGGGUCUGAAGUAAAUAUUUCAUAUCGCUUGAGCUCUGGGAGCUCCUCUAUUUUCCUUGUAAUUGCAGAAGGGGCUGAAGGCCUCUCUGAGUGGCUGCAAGACCCAACAUAUCCUAAUACAACUCUGUCGUGGAAUGUGAUCCAUGGAACUGGUAUGAUUACACAGGAAAUAUUCAAGUCGUCCAGCUAUUAUGUGGCAUUGGGUAAUUUGGAUGAGGAGGUGGAGGUGGAAUUAAACCUCAGAGUAAGGGCAUUAUUGCAUAAUACGACGAAUGCUUACUACAAAUGUGCUUUGACUAGUAGUCCAUGCAGUUUGAGUAUUUUCUUUCCUGAGGGAAAUGCAGCUGUCUUGGUUUCUCCUGGCCCACAACAGAACACAUCCGAUAAUGAGUGGUGUGUCAAACUGUCCUAUGGACCAAGAUGGGUGACAUAUAUUUUUGGCAUAGGUGGAUUGACUUUGCUUAUGUUUUGGGCCUUCAACUUCUUGAACAAGCUUCAGUGUGGUCGGGAAGAUAGAGCAGGAGUUAGAUCUGAUGGGACAGCACCUCAGAGAGCCCCUUUACUUUCUUGCAAAGAUGAUGAUUGGGGAUCAUCAUAUGAUUCCUUACCACAGGAUGAGGAGGACCUUGACUUUCUCACAGGAGGUUCCUUGGACGUGAAGCUUUUAGGUGAUGGGGAAACCAGUAAUAAUACCCGGCGUCUUUGUGCCAUUUGCUUUGAUGCUCCAAGGGACUGCUUCUUCCUUCCAUGCGGGCACUGUGUGGCUUGUUUUGCAUGUGGAAAUAGGAUAGCCGAGGCAGAUGGAACUUGCCCUGUUUGUCGGAGGAACAUGAAGAAGGUGAGGAAGAUUUUUACUGUUUGAUCAGUGCACUGUCUCUAGUGUCACAGAGUAAAUGAAUAGCCACAGAACCAUACAUUGCCUUUUAUGUACUCAUUAUUUUUCCUAGGAAUCAUUAACAAUGAUCUAGUUAAUGGUACCUGCUGGUGAGGUAGAGGGUAGGGUUGUAUUGGCUAUUGCAGCAAAAACCGAGAGGGGUGGGGGUGAGUUGGUAUACUUCAAAUUGGAAUGACCUUGGUGAUUUUACCUUGAC
This is a messenger RNA of Gastrolobium bilobum, 1629 nucleotides long. Its product is annotated as E3 ubiquitin-protein ligase APD2. The record is from RefSeq and is a predicted model, not a curated record. NCBI's taxonomy places the organism in Eukaryota, Viridiplantae, Streptophyta, Magnoliopsida, Fabales, Fabaceae. The transcript is spliced from 10 exons. The coding region runs from base 48 to 1400 and encodes 450 amino acids.